This is a messenger RNA of Seminavis robusta, 492 nucleotides long. The record is from the annotation of a GenBank genome assembly. NCBI's taxonomy places the organism in Eukaryota, Bacillariophyta, Bacillariophyceae, Naviculales, Naviculaceae.
AUGACACGACUUGAGAUUGACUACACAACAACCGUAGAGGAAGGAGUGGUGCAUGUGUGUCUGCGUGAACUUCAGAAUCUUUCCCCUCUGCAUAACUUGGUUGUGACCGGCGCCCCAUUGGAGAUUGUGAAGCACGUGUACCAAUUUGACCCAAUUCAAAUGAAUGAUGAUAUCUUUUUGGAUGCAUGCCGGCACACUGCGAGUCCGGAGGUGAUUGAGUUUCUGAAGGAACUGGUGACACCUGAGGUGUACAAAGCUGAGGCAGUUGCUGCAGAAAUGAUAAAAAUACUCAGAGAUGAUGAUCGAUUCAGUGAAGACGCUUUCAGCAUCUUCUUCCCGUUGUUUCCUGAAGCCUCUUUGACGUUCGUAGAAGAAUGUGAUAAGACCCCCCUGUCCUUUGCCUGCCAACAGGAAAAUAUCAAGGAGGCUACAAUUACCAAGUUGAUACAGUCGAUCCCCAGCAAUACCACAAGACUCUAUUGUCGAGGAUAG